AGCAUUAUGGGAUGUGGUAUUUAUAUCCCUGGCGUUGUGGCGAUCGAACGUAUGUGUCGAUCGUAAUAUUUAUCGGAUUUGGGGACAUAUUAUGGAAAUAAGGACAAUGGGGGAACGCGUUUUUGCUGCCGAAUGCAUACAGAAGAAGCGUAUACGGAGGGGAAAAGUCGAGUUCUUCGUCAAGUGGAAAGGCUGGUCACCUAAGUACAACACGUGGGAGCCGGAGGAAAACAUCCUGGACGCUCGCCUCAUCCAGGCUUUCAACUCUCAGUACGAAAAAGAGAACCAUGUACGACGAAGGGGACCAAAACCUAAGAAGAUGCGACUGCAGGAGUCGGACGACUCGGAUCAGCGACGACAAGACAGUUCCGAGUUCUCGGCCGCGGAUAGCGACAAGGAUCCCCAUAGCGACGACGAUACAGACGACUCAAGCUCGGAAGAAAUCUCGUUCAAGAUAUCAGACAGGAAGAGUCCGAUGUCUUCCCACCAUGGAGAUGGCGCUUCAAACUCCGUGUUGGCUGAUGGCGAUCUUGCACUGUCCAAGGAAGCUACGGAUUCGUCCCAAAACAAUGAUUCGUUCAACUCGCUGUCAAGUGGGCACGGAUUCUCCCCGCCCGACGGCUCUCAUUCACCUCCCCCUCCCCAACUGAUCCCUAUCAAACGGCCGCGGGGUCGUCCCCGCGGGCGUCCGCCUCUGUCCGGAAGAGGCGGCCCACCAACACUGAGGCUCAAUGUUGGCGUCAUUCGUGGUCGUGGCCGUGGGCGAGGGCGUGGCUCUCCUGGUAGAGGGCGUGGUCGUGGCCGUCCUCCUCUCGGAGGAAGGGGACGUGGUUUAUCCGGGAGGGGAAGGGUGUCCCGUGGGAGGGGGCUAGGUAGGGGAUUACGAGGUGUUGGAAGAAACACUGUCAUCAGAAAGCCGAACUCGAGCUUAUUAGCGCUGACUAAUAAACCAAAAGUCAAGAAAAUCCACGAAGGACAAAUGAAAAUUAAAGAUAUGGACUUUUCCAAAUCUAAAAAGAUUGAGACCGGUAUGUUUCUGAAGGACAGGAAAGAAAACAUGCAAGGUGUUAGUAUUCUUGAGAAGGAAUCUCGACAUGAGUCGGGCAAAUCUAUCCAUUUUUCGCAACCUGUGGAGCAAAGAGACUACUGGCGUCCUCCUUCUGACGUCAAAACAAUGCUGGAUCACGUGAUGGUGACGGAUGUUACUACAACAGGAGGGACAGUUACAGUGCGCGAAUCUUCAUCCAAUUCCGGAUUUUUCCAGGAGAGAGAUGGCGAGAAUUCUGUCGAACAAGCAUAAACAAUGCACGACGCAUGUAUUAGUUGUCUGUCUGAUCACUCAGCACUGUUGUGGAAGGUGUUGUGUGAAUGGUAUUAUUAAGUUAAUUAAUUUCAUAUGAUCGCCAUCUUCUGCUCAGAAGCAAUUGCUUUACACAAAGGAGCCGCCCAGACAUACUGGUAAAGGCCUAGGAGGACACAGGGAUAGUAUGUAUACACACCAUAUACUGUAUAGUGAUACAGUCCUUAACCAGUGUGUGUAGGUGCUAUUCCUCCUCUGUCUGUACCAGUGUGUGUACGUUCUAUUUAUCUGUCUCCUCUGUCUGUACCAGUUUGUGUAUGUGCUAUUCCUCCUCUGUCUGUACCAGUGUGUGUACGUGCUAUUCCUCCUCUGUCUGCACCAGUGUGUGUACGUGCUAUUCCUCUGUCUACCAGUGUGUGUACGUGCUAUUACUCCUCUGUCUACCAGUGUGUGUCCGUGCUAUUUCUCUGUCCCGUCUGUCUGUACCAGUGUGUGUACGUGCUAUUCCUCUGUCCCGUCUGUCUGUACCAGUGUGUGUACGUGCUACUCCUGUCUGUACCAGUGUGUGUACGUGCUAUUCCUCUGUCUACCAGUGUGUGUACGUGCUAUUACUCCGUCUCCUCUGUCUGUACCAGUGUGUGUACGUGCUAUUCCUCUGUCCCGUCUGUCUGUACCAGUGUGUGUACGUGCUACUCCUGUCUAUACCAGUGUGUGUACGUGCUACUCCUGUCUGUCCCAGUGUGUACGUGCUAUUAAUAUGUCUGUACCAGUGUGUGUACGUGCUACUCCUGUCUGUACCAGUGUGUACGUGCUAUUAAUAUGUCUGUACCGAUGUGUGUACGUGCUAUUCCUCUGUCCCGUCUGUCUGUACCAGUGUAUGUACGUUCUCUUUAUCUGUCCCCUCUGUCUGUACCAGUGUAUGUACGUUCUAUUUAUCUGUCCCGUCUGUCUGUACCAGUGUGUGUACGUGCUAUUCCUCCUCUGUCUACCAGUGUGUGUACGUGCUAUUACUCCGUCUCCUCUGUCUGUACCAGUGUAUGUACGUUCUAUUUAUCUGUCGCCUCUGUCUGUACCAGUGUAUGUACGUUCUAUUUAUCUGUCCCCUCUGUCUGUACUAGUGUAUGUACGUUCUAUUUCUCUGUCCCCUCUGUCUGUACCAGUGUAUGUACGUGCUAUUACUCCGUCUCCUCUGUCUGUACUAGUGUAUGUACGUUCUAUUUAUCUGUCCCGUCUGUCUGUACCAGUGUAUGUACGUUCUAUUUAUCUGUCGCCUCUGUCUGUACCAGUGUAUGUACGUUCUAUUUAUCUGUCUCCUCUGUCUGUACCAGUGUAUGUACGUUCUAUUUAUCUGUCCCCUCUGUCUGUACCAGUGUAUGUACGUGCUAUUACUCCGUCUCCUCUGUCUGUACCAGUUUGUGUAUGUGCUAUUCCUCCUCUGUCUGUACUAGUGUGUGUACGUUCUAUUUCUCUGUCUGUACCAGUGUGUGUACGUGCUAUUAAUAUGUCUGUACCAGGGUGUGUACGUGCUAUUAAUAUGUCUGUACCAGUGGGUGUACGUGCUAUUAAUAUGUCUGUACCAGUGUGUGUACGUGCUAUUAAUAGGUCUGUACCAGUGUGUGUACGUGCUAUUAAUAUGUCUGUAGCAGUGUGUGUACGUGCUAUUGAUAUGUCUGUACCAGUGUGUGUACGUGCUAUUAAUAUGUCUGUACCAGUGUGUGUACGUGCUAUUUCUCUGUCCCCUCUGUCUGUACCAGUGUGUGUACGUGCUAUUUCUCUGUCCGUACCAGUGUGUGUACGUGCUAUUACUCUGUCCCCUCUGUCUGUACCAGUGUGUGUGGUCGGUGUGAUUUAACAUAUUCAUCUUGUUGACUUAUCGUGAUUUCACUCCAAAUGACUUGAAUAUUGUGGUAGAGUAGGUGUAACAAUGGAGGUGUACUGUUGGCGUUACGUGGUGUAGAUAUACAGUAUACUGACAAAUGUUUUACGAUAUCAAAUAUAAGGACAUUAUGUUGGAUAUAAAAUGUUGUACAAUAUAAAAUUGAAGACCAGC
Mizuhopecten yessoensis (Yesso scallop) is the source of this 3350-nucleotide messenger RNA. RefSeq names its product chromobox protein homolog 8-like. Lineage: Eukaryota; Metazoa; Mollusca; Bivalvia; Pectinida; Pectinidae. Bases 92 to 1300 code for a protein of 402 amino acids. The transcript is spliced from 5 exons. The record is from RefSeq and is a predicted model, not a curated record.